Molecule: messenger RNA, 1744 nt
Organism: Hippocampus comes (tiger tail seahorse)
Lineage: Eukaryota; Metazoa; Chordata; Actinopteri; Syngnathiformes; Syngnathidae
Gene: lpxn
Product: leupaxin
Exons: 10
Coding region: 102-1217 (371 amino acids)
Biological process (GO): heart development; actin cytoskeleton organization; muscle structure development
Cellular component (GO): stress fiber; adherens junction; filamentous actin
Molecular function (GO): muscle alpha-actinin binding; actin binding
Source: RefSeq, a predicted model, not a curated record
UCAGGGGAAGUGAAGACAUGACUUGCGGUUGGCGACUUCAGCAAUAGCGGCUGCAGCGAGGGGGAAAACAACAACACACACAUAUUCAUUCUGAGAGAAACAUGGACGAGCUUGAUUUGCUUUUGGAGGAACUAGCCCUCAAUCCGACUGCUUCAGAAGGCAGCAAUGCAACCCUGAAAGAGGUGUCAGCUGCAGUCAACACUGGACCUAAAAAGGGAUCUAACCUAAGACUUUACAGUGAGCCGCCUCUUCCUGAGGCAGCUUCCCAAGACUCACCCACCGUCGAACUGGACUCCAUUUUGCAAGAGCUGAUGAGCCUGGGAUCAGAGAACGCGGCAUCGUCACAACUUUUACCAGAGCGGUCUGUUGAGAAGAAACCAAAAGACGGUCAACGGGAUUUCGAUGCAAAGGCUUCAGCCGGGAGCAAAGAUACGGACAGUAUCGAUGAUCUUCUCGGAGGGCUGAGCACUGACUUGGAAAAGAUUGGAGUCCACACAGCAGCCAAGGGCCGCUGCGCUGCCUGUAAUAAAGUGAUUGUGGGCAAGCUGGUGGCAGCAUUGGGUGAAAUGUGGCACCCGCAGCACUUUGUGUGUGCUGUAUGCAAGACGGAGCUGAGCACCACGGGCUACUUUGAGAGGGACGGACGCCCGUACUGCAAGGAAGACUACGAGCAGCGCUUCGCUCCACGCUGCGCUUACUGCAAAGGGCCCAUUGUGCAGAACAUCCUGACAGCUCUGGACCAGACCUGGCAUCCAGAUCACUUUUUCUGUGCACACUGUGGAAAUUUCUUUGGAGAUGACGGUUUCCUGGAGAAGGAUGGGAAGCCUUAUUGUUCCGGUGACUUCUACCGCCUCUUUGCCCCCAAGUGCGCAGGCUGUGGGGGGUCAGUGACGGAGAAGUACCUGACCGCAGCAAACGGCACGUGGCAUCCGGAAUGCUUCGUCUGUGCGGACUGUCUGAAGCCCUUCUCUGACGGCCGCUUCAUGGAGCUGGAUGGCCGCCCGCUGUGCCAGACGCACUUCUACACGCGUCAGGGCACUUUGUGCGGCAGUUGCCGUCAACCCAUCGUGGGCCGCUGCAUCUCAGCUCUGGGCAGCAAGUUUCAUCCGGAGCACUUUGUGUGCGCCUUCUGUCUGCGGCAGCUCAGCCAGGGAAUCUUUCAGGAGCACAAAGGCAGACCGUACUGCUCCAUGUGCUUUAACAAACUCUUUGUGUGAUGUGGAAAGGCAUAAAAAAAAAAAAAAAAGGGCAACACAGCUUUUGCGGGCUUAACAUUCGAAACGUGCAGUUAGUCACUCAAACGAUACGGCAAAUGCAGAGUUUUGCUCACUAAGUAAAAAUGUCACUCAUUUCUGUGCUCCGGUCUCCCAUUGCCAAUUUGGCUGUUUAUUGGUAUGUCUUCCAGUGGAGAGUUCAACAUUGGACGAGUGGAAACUUCGUUUGGGGAGCGAUGAAGCAAAGUGAAACGACACAAUAUCUGGCAGUCUGAUGGACGAGUUAUAUUUAGCGCAGAAUUUUGUGUUUGCACACUUGUGAAAACCGACAGAGAGCCAAGUUUCAUUUGUUCCAUGACCACGCUAUCACUCAAAACACUUGUAUUUUAAAUAUUUCCCGAUUGAAAAGAAUGGAAAUGCAUUUAAUUAUUUUCAACCUCCCUCCAACAAACCAUGAUGUGUCUUCUUUAAUGAUACGACUGGCGCUGUAUACAAUUCCUGAAUAAAAGCAGAGUAAUGGCAUAAAUCAA